This is a messenger RNA of Symbiodinium pilosum, 444 nucleotides long. The record is from the annotation of a GenBank genome assembly. Lineage: Eukaryota; Dinophyceae; Suessiales; Symbiodiniaceae.
AUGGCCAAGGAUGUGGAUUCCCUCGCAGGCCUUCAGCAGCUCUUUGAAGAGCUCCAAGUCCCGGAGUGUUUUGUCGAGGCCCUCCAGGCUUCCGGCAUCGCAUGCCUUGCAGACUUUGCAUACGCUUACGCGACCGCAGCAGACCUGGCAGUUUUUGCUGAGGCCAGGUCAGACGAGUUUUGGCAAGCCCUGCAGGUACAGGAUCCGGAGCACAGCAUGCACAUGGCGCGCAUGCACCGCGCACUUACUCGCGCCCAGGCUUUCGUGAGAGUCCAGGACGAGCUGCCAGCAUACGCGCAGCACGUGGACGAAAGCAAGGCUCAUGCGCGGGCCCGCCAGCUCCUGCGUGCCGUGCGUGAAGCAGCCGGGCGCACUGGAAUGGAGCAGCCUCCCUCGGCAAUGAGCUGGCUUGAGGAAGACAACCUUGCUUCCUUCACGAAAUAG